This is a messenger RNA of Rhododendron vialii, 1460 nucleotides long. RefSeq names its product pleiotropic drug resistance protein 2-like. Lineage: Eukaryota; Viridiplantae; Streptophyta; Magnoliopsida; Ericales; Ericaceae. The record is from RefSeq and is a predicted model, not a curated record. The transcript is spliced from 3 exons. Bases 194 to 586 code for a protein of 130 amino acids.
CGAGGAUUGAAAGCUCACUAUUCCGUUUGACUAAAAAAAAGAGAGAAAUCAAAGCUCAUGUGAGCCCAUUGGUCAUCUAACAUCCGGUAAGGAAAACAAAGUCUAUAAAUAGCAAUACCUCUUGGAUUUCGAUUUACUUCCUUAAUUUCAGCUCUCACUCGUCCAGAUUUCUACACUACACAACAGUAUCAUUAUGGCGGCGUUGCCCCAGGAUGAUCUGACACGAUCCUCGAGCAGUCGCCGGAGUUUUGCGUCAACAAACAGGGGGAACUGCGCGUCAGCGAGUAUCCGGGAAGCAUGGCGAGGGCAGCCGGAGGUGUUCAGCCGCACGACGAGCCAAAGGGAGCGAGAAGACGACGAGGAGAAUCUCCGGUGGGCAGCGAUCAACCGGCUCCCGACGUAUGACAGGUUGAGGAAGGGGAUGCUAAAUAGAGUGCUGGACAACGAGGAAAUCGUGCAAGGUGAGGUGGAUGUAACUAAGCUAGGAAAUCAGGACAAGAAGCUGUUGAUGGAUAGUGUACUCAAGACUGCGGAAGAAGGUAACGAGAGGUUUCUUCAACGAUUGAGGGACCGGACUGAUAGGUAGCAGGUAGCUUGGAGUGGGUCCACUACCGAUCAACGUAUUGAGGAGUAAUUGAGCUAGCUUUGGAUGAUGUGGAUGGUCAAGUAGAUUGUGGGUAGUUAAUUAAGAAGCUAAUUUAUAUUAGUUGUAAUUAAGUUGUCGGUAGAUAUGUUGAAAUAUAGAAUUUUUAAAGUAUUGUAUCCGAGGUUGUGGUUGAAUGGUAGGUACAUUGACACUAGGGCUGUCCACCAAACCCACCCACCCGACCCGACCCGACCCGAAAAUACAUGCAACAGACGGGUCUGAUUACUCUUUCGGGUCGGGUUCGGGCCUGUUUAGUCAGAUUUCGUGAUAUGUUAGUCGGGUGUCGGGUGCACCAUAUAAUUACUCGGGUGACCCGACUCGACCGAGAAAUCGUGUAUAAAAGGAAAAAAAAGCCCUAGAUCUAUUACAGCUCCCAAAUUCCUCUGUUACUCCUCCUGUCUCCUCCCUUCUGCUCCUCGUUUUCUCUCUCUCCCACAGCCCCCAAAUUCCCACCAGCCACCACCACCAGUCCACCGCCACUCCUCCUUCUGCCGAUCGACCCACCAGCCACUGUGGUACAUCUCUCCUCUCUCUUUCUCUCGAUCGAUCUUGAACUCUCCCGUCCUUCUCUCUCUCCCUCUCUCUCCCGUUCAUCUCUCUCUCCUCUCUCCCGUUCAUCUCUCUCACUCUCCCUCCCUCUGUAGGAAUGCUAAGGUUUCAGAGUUGAAAGCAUUUUCUGUCAAGGAAGCCAUGGAAAAUCUUUGGUUCGUGAUCUUGUUUUCAAGGAAUCAAAAGAAACCAUUGACAAGCUGUAUUAUGUAAUCAGUGAACAAUUUCUGGGUUGUAUGUAAUCAGUGAACCAUUUCUGUUCAAA